Messenger RNA from Lodderomyces jiufengensis, 2505 nucleotides. It is a transcript of the gene ERB1, whose product is annotated as Erb1p. Lineage: Eukaryota; Fungi; Ascomycota; Pichiomycetes; Serinales; Debaryomycetaceae. Gene Ontology annotation, cellular component: preribosome, large subunit precursor; PeBoW complex. Gene Ontology annotation, molecular function: ribonucleoprotein complex binding; protein binding. The record is from RefSeq and is a predicted model, not a curated record. Gene Ontology annotation, biological process: ribosome biogenesis; maturation of LSU-rRNA from tricistronic rRNA transcript (SSU-rRNA, 5.8S rRNA, LSU-rRNA). The transcript has a single exon. The coding region runs from base 1 to 2505 and encodes 834 amino acids.
AUGGCUAAGAAAGGAGGCGUGUCACAAGAGGUGAAGGUACCGAAAUCUACAUCACAAUCGAAUAACAGUAUACAGAAAAAAAGAAAGCCAGAACAACCUUUGGAAGAUGAAGAAUCAGAAGAUGAAUUAAAUGUGGAGGGAUUAAUAGAUGCGGAAAGUGAUGAUGAAGAAGAAGAAAAAGAAGAAGAAGAAGAAGAAGAAGAAGGAGAAGUAGAAUCAGUAGAAGGAGAUGACGACUCAGAAGUAUCAGAAGAAUAUGAUGAAGAACAAUUAGAAGAAUUGAGUCAAUCAGAUUUUGAUUCAGAAGAAGAACUUAAUAAAUUAUUAGGAGAAGAAGAUGAUCCAAGUGAUUAUGAUUCAGAUGAAUUUUCAGAUGAACCACAAGAACAAGAAGAAUUAGAUGAUGUAAACAUAAAGAAUUUAUCAGUACAAGAUCCAUCUCAAUUAGAUAUACAUACAAAAUAUUCAGAUGGUAAACCAAGAAUAAUUAAACCAGAAAUCGAACCAAUUUAUGAUAGUGAUGAUAGUGAUGCUGAAAAUUUCAAUACUAUAGGUAAUAUUCCAAUAUCUGCAUAUGAUGAAAUGCCUCAUAUUGGGUACGAUAUAAAUGGUAAAAGAAUAAUGAGACCAGCAAAAGGUUCAGCAUUAGAUCAAUUAUUAGAAAGUAUAGAUUUACCAACUGGUUGGACAGGUUUAUUAGAUCAAAAUACAGGUACUUCUUUAAAAUUAUCAGAUGAAGAAUUAGAAUUAAUACGUAAAAUUCAACAACAAGAAAAUACAGAUGAAAAUAUAAAUCCAUAUGAACCAUUAAUUGAUUGGUUUACUAAAAAUGAAGAAGUUAUGCCAUUAACAGCAGUUCCAGAACCUAAAAGAAGAUUCGUACCAUCUAAACAUGAAGCUAAAAGAGUUAUGAAAAUUGUAAGAGCUAUAAGAGAGGGUAGAAUAUUGACACCAGAACAAGCAAAAGAAGCAAGAGAAAAACAAGAUACCGAUGAUUUAAAUUUCGAUUUAUGGGAAAAUGAAAAUGAUAUACCUGAUCAUAUAAUGAAUUUAAGAGCUCCAAAAUUAUUACCACCAACUAAUGAAGAAAGUUAUAAUCCACCAGAAGAAUAUUUAUUUAAUGAUGAAGAAAAACAAAAUUGGUUAUCAACAGAUCCAAUUGAUAGAGAAACUAAUUUUAUACCACAAAAAUAUAAAUCUUUAAGACAAGUUCCAGGAUAUCAAGAAAGUGUAAGGGAAAGAUUUGAAAGAUCUUUAGAUCUUUAUUUAGCUCCAAGAUUAAGAAAAAAUAAAUUAAAUAUUGAUCCAGAAAGUUUAAUACCAGAAUUACCAUCACCAAAAGAUUUAAGACCAUUUCCAAUACGUUGUUCAACUAUAUAUGAAGGUCAUACUGGUAAAAUUAGAACAUUAUCGAUAGAUCCUCAAGGGUUAUGGUUAGCCACUGGGUCCGAUGACGGUAGUGUUAGAAUUUGGGAAGUAUUAACUGGUAGAUGUGUUUAUAAAGCUCAACUUAUAAAUAAAGAGCAUAAUAGCGAUGAUAAGAUUGAAAGUUUGGAUUGGAAUCCAGAUUCAACAACUGGUAUUUUAGCAGUUGCUGCCGGUGAAAAUAUCUAUCUUAUUGUCCCACCAAUUUUUGGGUUUGAUAUUGAAAAUACUGGUAAAUUAAGAAUUGAAACAGGUUGGGGUUAUGAUACAUUUGGUAAUAAAAAGCAAGAUAUAGAUGUAGUAGAAGAUGAUGAAGAAGUUAAUGAAUUAAAAUCCAAAAACUCCACCACCACUACAAAAAAGGAAGUAUCAAAAUGGAUAAACCCUAACUCAACACAACAAUCAAUGGGUAUUUCAGCAAUAAUACAAUGUAAAAAAGAUAUUAAAAAAAUUUCAUGGCAUAGAAAAGGUGAUUAUUUCGUAACUGUAUCACCAGAUUCUAAAAACACUUCAGUACUUAUUCAUCAAUUAUCAAAACAUUUAUCACAAUCACCAUUUAAAAAGACAAAGGGAAUAAUAAUGGAUGCAAAAUUCCAUCCUUUUAAACCACAAUUAUACGUAGCUUCACAAAGAUCUAUUAAAAUAUAUGAUUUAUCUCAACAACAACUUAUAAAAAAAUUAUUACCUGGAGUUAGAUUAUUAUCAACAAUAGAUAUACAUCCAAGAGGUGAUCAUUUAUUAGCUUCAUCUUAUGAUAAGAGAGUAUUAUGGCAUGAUUUAGAUUUAAGUGCUACUCCAUAUAAAACAUUAAGGUAUCAUGAUAAAGCAGUUAGAUCUAUUAAAUAUCAUAAAGGAACAUUACCAUUAUUUGCAAGUGCUUCAGAUGAUGGUAAUAUUCAUAUUUUCCAUGGUACUGUUUAUGAUGAUUUAAUGACAAAUCCAUUAUUAGUUCCAUUAAAGAAAUUACAAGGUCAUAAAAUUAUAAAUCAAAUUGGAAUAUUGGAUAUUGUUUGGCAUCCUAAAGAAGCUUGGUUAUUUAGUGCUGGUGCUGAUGGUACUGCUAGACUUUGGACUACAUAG